CUUUGGCAUCUGCCGAUGCGUCCACUGCUCCCGGCCCCCCGCUGCAUAAAUACCUCCUCUCGCGGCCCAUUCCCACCUCCCCCUCCUCGCCGCUCCGGGCUGACCAAGGGCUCGCCGCCUCCCGUGUCCUCCGACUCCGACAGGGAAAGGCGAAACCUUGGGUCGGCUCGCUAGUGGAGUGCAGGGUACGUUGAUGACGGAGCUGUGGAUGGAGGUGCUGCCGCCGCCCUACUUCGCGGGGCAGGCGGCGGGCGGGUGGUUCCUGCCGGACCGGCGGGCCGGGCCCGGGGCGUGGACGCUGGAGGAGAACAAGAUGUUCGAGCGCGCGCUGGCGAGGGUCGACUGGGACGCGCCGGACCGGUGGGAGCGGGUGGCCGCGUUGCUGCCCGGCAGGACGGCGUCCGACGUCGCGGCCCACUACGACGACCUGGAGUGCGAUGUCGGCUGCAUCGAGGCAGGCUUCGUGCCCUUCCCCUGCUACGGCAGCGGCGGCGGCGCGUCGCAGUCCGCCGGGUUCACGUUCGACUGGGACGCCGGCGGGCUGGGCUUUAAGCGCUCCUGCUACGUGGUCGGCGGCGGCAAGCGCGAGCGCGGGCCGGACCAGGAGCGCAAGAAGGGCGUCCCCUGGACGGAGGAAGAGCACAAGCAGUUCUUGAUGGGCCUGAAGAAGUACGGGCGAGGGGACUGGAGGAACAUCUCGCGCAACUUCGUGACGAGCCGGACGCCGACGCAGGUGGCCAGCCACGCGCAGAAGUACUUCAUCCGCCUCAACUCCGGCGGCAAGGACAAGCGCCGCUCCAGCAUCCACGACAUCACCACCGUCAACCUCCCCGACGACGACGCGGGCGGCACCGCCUCCGCCUCGCCGCCCUCCGUGCUCACCUCCGCCUCCGCGCCCUCGUCCACCGGCGGCGGCGGCCCGGUCGUCUCCGAGCAGUUCGGCGUGCUCGUCGACAGCAAGCCCCCGGCGCCGCACCACCACUUCGUGCCGCACCCGUACGGCAACGUGAAGCUCGAGCCCGUCAGUUCCCACCACGGCGGGUUCCUGGACGACUCUGUCCUGAUGCAGAUGCACUGCGGGCAGCUGCAGCCUCUCGGAUGACUGGUUGUUUGUGCAGCAACAAUGGUAGAAAGAGGGAAAUGCCUCUCGUCUCUUUGGCCAGUUACGAGGGGUGGAGGGUACCAUACCGCUCUGUUGCGUUGCGCGUGUCUGUUGUUGGAUUUCAAUCAGGCAAAUAACAUUUGGGUACAGCACACAUUCUUGUCAAGGGUGGAUGGCUCAUACAGACAGCUCCGAGCUCAGCGCAGCUCGCAGCCGAGCGCUAGCGUUCUGCUGCAGCUGAAGUCACUGAACUGAGCUCCCUCGCGUGUGUUCCAGAGACGGGAGGAAGAGGGUGAAAAAGAAAAAAAAAACACACACACACACACAGUAGAAGAUAUGGACAAUGGGAUCUCUGCAUUUCGGCUAUGCAUGUGUAUACAUAAGCCCACGCCCGCUGUGAAAUAAUUUCCUACUGUGAUUUGUUUCCUGUGUUAUGGGAAGCACACUGCUAGAUGUUGUGAUUGAUUACGCUAGCUAGCCCUUUCUUUGUAGUAGUGAGGUAUUGGUCGGUUAACGUCAUGUAUUUCGACAGCGAGUAGCAUCAGCAGCAUGCUGUCUGGUGUCUUGUAAUGGUUUUUUAUCUUUAUAAGCUGGGGAUGUAUUAGCCUCUGAUUGACCCGCCCUUUUUUUAAUUAAGUAUUAAUCGUGAUGGUGAUGAAAGGGUUGUAGUUUUCAUC
Messenger RNA from Zea mays, 1779 nucleotides. RefSeq names its product MYB transcription factor. Gene Ontology annotation, molecular function: DNA binding. NCBI's taxonomy places the organism in Eukaryota, Viridiplantae, Streptophyta, Magnoliopsida, Poales, Poaceae. The record is from RefSeq and is marked provisional.